CGAAGUGCUGGAGAGAUCAUUCCCAUUGUUUCUGUGGCUUCUGGGCAGCUAUAAAAGCAGGUGAACGCCGCAGCAGCGGCAGCCUCGCAACAGGACUGGCAAGGAGACACAUCUGUGCGCCCAGAACCUCGCCCUGACCUCUGCAGCACCGCCGGUGAAAGGAGGCACAGAGCAAAAGGAUUUUUGCUGAGACUGUGGAGCAGAUUUAAAGAAGAGAGAAAAUGUUCCUGCCCCAGAGAGCUCUGCAGCUGGUGACACUUUUGGCAGUUCUCUUUUUUGCCUGCUUUGCAACGUGUCAAGACAUUGAAAGCAGGAGAGCAGUGACCGAGCACCAGCUGAUGCACGACCAAGGGCGGGCGCGGCAGGGGCUGAAGCGCCUGAUGUGGCUGCAGCACGCCCUGGGCAGCGUGCACACGGCCAGCAGCAGGGACCUGUCGCUUGCAGAUGCCAUGUGGGAUUCACAGGAGAGCCAGGAUGCCUCGGAUCUCCACGGCCUCAUCAGCAGGGGCCAGGCUGCAAGCCUGAGGAAGCUGCUGCAGGAGGAAGAGCAGAGCUUGCCCCCGCUACAGCAGCUGGAGGUGCUGCAGUAUGAGACGGCCCCGAAGGGCAGCUGGAACCCACAAGACCUCUUCGACCUCCUCCUUCCAAUCAAAGAGCUGGGCAGCAAGAGAGAUGCUGUGAGCCAGCCCCAGCACUAUUCCCACUAG
Messenger RNA from Pogoniulus pusillus (Red-fronted tinkerbird), 707 nucleotides. RefSeq names its product parathyroid hormone 4-like. Lineage: Eukaryota; Metazoa; Chordata; Aves; Piciformes; Lybiidae. Gene Ontology annotation, biological process: bone mineralization. The coding region runs from base 222 to 707 and encodes 161 amino acids. The record is from RefSeq and is a predicted model, not a curated record. Gene Ontology annotation, molecular function: hormone activity. The transcript is spliced from 3 exons. Gene Ontology annotation, cellular component: extracellular region.